AUGACCAACCUUGAGCGUAUACGAUCAGCUGCUUAUUGUUCUUUCUUGCACCUCAACCACAUCCGCUCCCUCACCACCUCCUCUCCAUCCUCACGCCAGGAAUAUGAUAUUUCUUCUAGAUUAGUCCCUGAAAACGGUGAGUAUAUGGACACAGGAAGUGACGUCAUUUGGAUAAAAUGCUUACAAAGUUCCAAUGUCUUUAACCCUGCAGAAUCUUCCUCUUGCAGCUACUAUUCGUGCGAUUCCCUUUCUUGUAAUGAUCUAGGUGCAAGCGGCAACACUUGCGGAGGCAGAGAUUUUCGUGAACCUUGCUACUAUAUAGGAGAAUAUGUAGAUCGUUCCACAACAAGGGGAACUCUUUCUCAUGACAACUUUUCAUUUGAAGGCUCUGAGAGGGAGCUUGUAGAUGUUGGACACUUGGAUUUUGGCUGUUCCAACUACUCUUCAUGGGAAUUUGUGGGGAACCAAACAAACAGGUGCUCUGGGCUUGAACAGGGAUGCUUUGUCCUUACCUUCUUAACUGGGCGUAACGAAGUUCUCAUACUGCAUGGUGCUGCCAAACUCCAUUUGAUCAAGAGGAAAAGGCCUACUACUAUGUCACUCUGA
Molecule: messenger RNA, 606 nt
Organism: Prunus armeniaca (apricot)
Lineage: Eukaryota; Viridiplantae; Streptophyta; Magnoliopsida; Rosales; Rosaceae
Source: the annotation of a GenBank genome assembly